GACGAGAGUCAUUUUUAUGCUGUUUUCCCAGUCGAACGAAAACAAAGCCGGAUGAUAGCAGAGUGAAGUAAACUUGAACAGAUUUGAACCAAAUCAUAGCAUGAUAUCCAAAAGGGUACCCCAAACCGUGUUUCUGUUAUUACUGUGCGUGUUUUGCAUGUACCAAGUGCAAGAAUUAGCAUUGGAGAGUGGCGAGGCAUCUAAGCACACUUAUGCUAGACCACCAAUAUCUCCCGUGGUAUUUGAGCUCACUGGGAGUAAUGACUACGAUGAGCAUGACUUGAAUGAAGUGAAUGCAGAAUUUAUCGAUGAUUCCAAGCCUGUAAAUCACCAUGAUGCUACCUCACCUUCUAUGGUACAAGCGAAGCCUUCAAAAGGUGUGCGAGAGAAACCUGACCCAAUCAAUACCAUAUGGGUGACCAUGGCCUUGUGCUGGUCGGAGAACACCCACUAUCACGGAAAAGGCCAAUUCCCUUACAAGGAUGCCUUACCACUGUCCAGUCAGCUUUGGCUGAAUUUGACCACGGCCAGAGUAAUCGCCCAAAUUGUCUACACCGAGCCUUCGAUAUCGGAUGAAUUGCGCUCGUAUCAAUCCCAACUCGAGAGCUACGGGGUUUUGGUGAAAUUGGUUCCCGCCCAAACGAUGGACUGCGUUUUGAAGGCCCAAUUGAUCAGGGUAUUGGUUUUCGAUCUACCAGAGGUAUCGCCUGAAGAUGUCGUGCUGUCUGCCGAUGUGGAUGCUUUCAUAAUGACCCCGAAGAUGGUGUUGCCUAUUAAGGUCCUCCGUCGGAAACAGAUCUGGAUUUAUCGCUACGCCUCGACCUUCGACUUGGGCAACACGUUUAUGCUCUCGUUCAUUGGAGCGAGAGCGAAGACGUGGAAGCAAAUCCUGGAUUACAACGGAGAUAUCCCACAAAUGAUGGCCACCUACAGUCAGCGGAUGAACUUACCCGAAGACUACACCUGGGACCGAGACCAGCACAUCGUAUCUUACGCCAUUCUCAAGAGCCAACUGUGUUCCUUGCCCAAGGACAACAAGCUCUGGAAGGAAUUGAACCUAGAACCCAACGAACGGGACGAUAGCCAGACUUGUUGGCAUGGAAGUGGAGCCUUCGAAGAUUGCAACAACAAAUUGUGGUCUAGGAACAUCUUGAUUCGAUACCACGGAGGAGCCUGUAAAUGGUGGCAUUUUUAUCCCACCGAAUCGGUCCAGGAUCUUCAGGCCAAGUUCGGUGAAAUCAUGUCCGGUCAAGCGGAAAGUGGAAUGUUUACUCAAUUGGUCGGAAAAGCCAAGGCCAUGUCUCAAACUUAUCUCGGGAAGUCGCUUAUCUGAGCGGCCGAACAAUCCCCUACACACGUUAUUAUUCAUGCAGUUAUUGUACACUCAUUACCUAUAAAAGCGUUUUAUGCAUUCUAUCAAUACUAUGCUCUCUGACCCGA
Messenger RNA from Tigriopus californicus, 1440 nucleotides. RefSeq lists its product as uncharacterized. Bases 101 to 1333 code for a protein of 410 amino acids. The record is from RefSeq and is a predicted model, not a curated record. The transcript is spliced from 3 exons. Lineage: Eukaryota; Metazoa; Arthropoda; Copepoda; Harpacticoida; Harpacticidae.